AUGGGAGAAAUAAUGAAAGCUGCGGCAUCAAAAACUUUGGUCAUCAAGAUCAACCUCAUUCUCCUCUCCUUCUUUCUUAUUUCCUGUCUUGCCCUUCUUCUUCAACCUUCCACUGUUUAUCAGCACAGAGCUGCCUCCAUCGUUCGCUGCACUCUUCGAAAUUGCCAUGUCAAGAAGGUAAGUAAUGAACACUGAAAUUUGCAGAUUGAAGAUGGUAGAAGCAAGAAGACAGAGAGAAUGGCAAAAGAGGUGAUUCCGAGCUUCUUUAGUAAACUGCCUGGGAACAGCAGCAUAGCAUUGGUGAACAUUGGGGAAGACGAAUUGUUAGAUUGGAAAGAUAUUGGGGCUGUGACAUCAAUCAAAUUCGAGCAAGUUUCAGAGAAUUUUGAGUGGAAGGAUAUAUUUCCUGAAUGGAUAGAUGAGGAGGAAGAAAAUGAAGGGCCAUCUUGCCCUGAGAUGCCAAUGCCUGACUUCUCAUUGUAUGGUGAGUUUGAUGUGGUGGUGGUUAGGCUGCCUUGCCGGCGGCCAGAGCCAGGGUGGUCUAGAGAUGUAUUUAGGCUCCAAAUGCAUCUUAUGGCCGCGAAUCUGGCGGUGAGAAGGGUUAAGCGGGAUGCGAGAGGGGCGGUGAAACUUAUAUUUUACGGUGGUUGUCGACCGAUGAUGGAGGUUUUCAGGUGUGAUGAUAUGGUGGGAAGAGAAGGGGAGUGGUGGAUGUAUGAAGUGGAGGCUGGAAGGUUGGAGGAGAAGGUGGCAAUGCCUAUAGGCUCUUGCAAGCUCGCCUUGCCAUUAUGGAAGGAAGGAACAAUUAAUGAAGAAUUUGACAUGUCAAAGCUUGCUGACUCCGCCAUCCAUGGCCGUCGUGAAGCAUAUGCAACGGUGAUUCAUUCGUCGGACACCUACGUCUGUGGAGCCAUCACAUUAGCGCAGAGCAUCCGAAAGACAGGCUCCACAAAAGACCUCGUCCUCCUCCAUGACAAAUCCAUAUCAGAGGCAAAGCUCCGAGCCCUCGCCGCCGCCGGGUGGCAACUCCGGCUAAUUAAUCGCAUCCGUAACCCUCGCGCACAAAGAUACACAUACAAUGAAUACAACUACAGCAAAUUCCGACUCUGGCUUCUAACCGAAUACAGCAAAGUUGUAUUUGUAGACGCCGACAUCAUCGUCCUCCGCAACCUUGACCUUCUCUUCUCUUUCCCCCAAAUAUCCGCCACCGGCAAUGACGGUUUCAUCUUCAAUUCCGGCAUUAUGGUCCUCGAACCUUCCUCCUGCACCUUCAAAACUCUCAUGAAGAACAGAAAGGAAAUCAUCUCCUACAAUGGCGGUGACCAAGGCUUCCUCAAUGAGAUCUUUGUGUGGUGGCAUCGCUUGCCUAGGAGAGUCAACUUCCUCAAGAACUUUUGGUCGAACAAAACUGCCGAGAUCACGAUGAAAAACCAUCUCUUUGCCGCUGAUCCUCCUAAGUUGUACUCUAUCCAUUAUCUCGGGUUGAAGCCAUGGCUCUGCUAUAGAGAUUAUGAUUGCAAUUGGAACGUAGAGGACCAGAAGAUUUAUGCGAGCGACUUUGCGCAUAGACGAUGGUGGCGUGUGCACGAUGAAAUGGACGAUGGGCUGAAGGGAUUUUGCGGGCUAUCUAAGGAGAGGAUGGAGGAUUUGGAGAGAGAUAGGAAGAAUGCGGAGGAGUUAGGGUUCAGGGACGGCCAUUGGAAGAUCAAUAUCACAGACUGGAGAAGGAACGUGAGCGAGUGAGACUGUCAGAAGUAAUUUUUGUUAAAAAAAAAAAUAUUCGUA
Messenger RNA from Dendrobium catenatum, 1785 nucleotides. Its product is annotated as UDP-glucuronate:xylan alpha-glucuronosyltransferase 2. The transcript has 4 exons. The record is from RefSeq and is a predicted model, not a curated record. Gene Ontology annotation, molecular function: glycosyltransferase activity. Gene Ontology annotation, biological process: xylan biosynthetic process. Lineage: Eukaryota; Viridiplantae; Streptophyta; Magnoliopsida; Asparagales; Orchidaceae.